Messenger RNA from Clavispora lusitaniae ATCC 42720, 1545 nucleotides. It is a transcript of the gene DJP1, whose product is annotated as Djp1p. The record is from RefSeq and is a predicted model, not a curated record. NCBI's taxonomy places the organism in Eukaryota, Fungi, Ascomycota, Pichiomycetes, Serinales, Metschnikowiaceae. Gene Ontology annotation, biological process: protein import into peroxisome matrix. Gene Ontology annotation, cellular component: cytosol.
AUGGUUGCCGACACGACAUAUUAUGACAUUUUGGGUGUCCCAUCCACCUCAACUGCCCUUGACAUCAAAAAGGCAUAUCGGAAAGCGGCUAUCAAAUUCCAUCCUGAUAAAAACCCAGAUGACCCGGAGGCAAUUGCCAAAUUCCAGGCCAUUGGCGAAGCAUACCAAGUUCUUUCAGAUGACCGGCUAAGAGAAAAGUACGAUAAGUAUGGUAAACAGGAGUCUGUCCCAUCAGAGGGAUUUGAAGAUCCUACGGAGUUCUUUUCAAUGAUUUUUGGCGGCGAAGCUUUCAAAGAUUGGAUUGGCGAAUUAUCAUUGUUACAAGAGAUGAGCAAAACGGCAGAGCUUUCAGGCAUGGGUGACGAUGCUGAUGCUGAUACUAAGAAGACCGACGCGAAGGCUUCAGACGAAACCUAUCCCGAAACAUAUCCUGAGACUUCAGAAGCUCUGAAGGCAACCUUGUAUCUCGAAGAUGGAAGCACUGUUUUAGACGCUGAUGGUAAAAAAAUAACUCACCAAGAAGCGGAGAAGCGCAGGCGACAGGAGGAACUCGAAAAGUUUGAAGAAGAGUGCAGAGUCAAAAAGAUUGAGACUCGAAAUGAGCUUGCCAAGAGACUUGUGGAAAAGUUGUCUUUAUUUACAGAAACAGACAUGGCCGACGAUGUUGCAGAGUCCUUCCGUCAGAAACUCAAGUAUGAGGCAGAAUCUUUGAAAAUGGAAAGCUUUGGCUUGGAUAUCUUGCACACGCUAGGUUCCAUUUACAAGACCAAGGCGAAAAUUCUUUUGAAGAGCCAGACUUUCUUAGGCGGAAUUGGUGGAUUAUGGUGGUCUAUGAAGGACAAAGGUGGAGUUAUCAGAGACACGUUCAAGACUGUUAGUUCUGCGUUGGACGCACAGCUGACCAUGGAAGAAUACACCAAAAUGCAAGAAGAUAAUGAGUACCACGCUCGCAAAGAUGCAGAGGAAGAAAGCAAAGGCGACGGUGCUGGUGAAAGUGACCUUGAGAAAGCUGAAGCAGAAAGACGAAGAGCCCAAAAGGAGGUCGACGAACUAGAGGCAGAGUUGAAGAAAGUCCAUCUAGAACAAGAAGAACAGAGGGCCCAUCUAGGCGACGCCAGCUCAAAGCCUGAACAAGAACAAAAGAAGGGACUGCAAGAAAGCGAAGGCGCUACCAAUAAGGAGCCUACUAAAGAUACGAAGAAGGACGAACCGAAGGAACCAGAAAGGCAUACGCCAGAAGAAUUGGCUGAGAUGGAGAAAUACCUUCUCGGAAAAGUUCUUGCUGCGGCAUGGUCAGGAUCCAAAUUCGAAAUUCAGGGCACUGUACGUGCCGUGUGUGACCAGAUUCUCUACGAUAAGGAAGUUCCAUUGGAAAAGAGAGUAGCAAGAGCAAAGGGUUUAAAGAUAAUUGGUGAUGUUUUCGCGGCUACCACAAGAACAGAAUUAGAAGAUGAAGAGGCUCGUAUGUUUGAAGAAUUGGUAGCUGAGGCAUCUCAGAAGCGCAAAAAGAGAAAGGCGCCCAAGACAGAAGAAGCAGAACCAUAG